CUCAACAUUACUAUUCAUACUGAAGAAAAUAAUUUAACAUGUGGAACUGUAUAUUCAAAGCCGGAUCCUGUGUUCACUACUUUUACUGCGAUCGAUGUAGGUGAUGCCAUUGAACUAAGGAUAAAGAAAGAAAAAGAUGAACUGCACAUUCGGGCUGAUGAGAUUCAAGUUUUUAUAAAUUCUAACUUAACCUGUGAAGUGCGGAAUAUAACAGAAUGGGCUGAUGAGGAUAUAGUAUUCUGUAAAACUGAAAGGGACUCCUCCAAAAAAAUUGAUGUGACUAAAAUAGAAGUAAAGGUUGUUUUGGGCAACUAUAUAAAGAAACUGGAUAAAGUAGCAGGAGUUUACGUCUAUAUGUAUAUCCUUCUGGUUAUCCCCGUUCUACUAGUUGUGGUUAUUGCUACCUGUGUAAUAACCAGGCACAAAUCAUCGCAGCUAAGUGAGCAACAGAGGAGGCAGUUGGUACAGAUGGAGUGGGACAUUAGACAAGAAAUACGUGAUGGUUUUGCAGAACUUCAAAUGGAUAGAGAAGUUGUGAACUUUGAGGCAUUGGGA
Staurois parvus is the source of this 555-nucleotide messenger RNA. The record is from the annotation of a GenBank genome assembly. Lineage: Eukaryota; Metazoa; Chordata; Amphibia; Anura; Ranidae.